GGAACAGCUGAUCUCAGGGCUGCACAAUCGCCGGUUGACGCACACAGCUUUGCAUUCAACAAUAUCAGCAAAUUUUUGUUUUUAAUUUUUGCAUGCCCGGUCCACAACAUAGACAACAAGCUGCAGCAUGGGCAUACUCGAGAAAAUUGCUGAAAUCGAGCGAGAAAUCGCCCGAACCCAGAAAAACAAAGCCACCGAGUACCAUUUGGGCUUGUUAAAGGCAAAAUUGGCCAAAUACCGCUCCCAGUUGCUGGAACCGUCGAAAAAGGGCGAGAAGGGCGAGGGAUUCGAUGUCCUCAAAAGUGGUGAUGCCAGGGUGGCUUUGAUUGGUUUUCCCUCAGUGGGAAAGUCCACUAUGUUGUCCACCUUGACCAAGACCGAAUCAGAAGCAGCCAACUACGAAUUCACAACAUUGACCUGCAUUCCGGGCGUGAUCGAGUACCAGGGCGCCAAUAUACAGCUAUUGGAUUUGCCCGGAAUAAUUGAGGGUGCCGCCCAGGGUAAAGGGCGUGGUCGACAAGUUAUUGCCGUGGCUCGAACUGCCGACUUGGUUCUUAUGAUGUUGGAUGCCACCAAGCCAAAUGUUCACCGGGAGCUGCUGGAGCGGGAGUUGGAAUCUGUGGGCAUCCGGUUAAACAAGCGAAAGCCCAACAUUUACUUUAAGCAGAAGAAGGGCGGUGGCUUGAGUUUCAACUCCACCUGUUCACUGACACGCUGCAACGAGAAAAUGGUACAGACCAUCCUGCACUCCUUCAAGAUCUUCAACGCUGAGGUCCUCUUCCGCGAGGACUGUACCGAGGAUGAGUUCAUCGACGUGGUCACCGCCAAUCGCGUUUAUUUGCCCUGUCUGUAUGUCUACAACAAGAUUGAUCAGAUUUCCAUUGAGGAGGUGGACAGACUGGCGCGCCAGCCGCACUCCAUUGUUGUUAGUUGCAACAUGAAGCUAAACCUGGACUACAUGCUUGAGGCACUCUGGGAGGCGCUACAGUUGAUUAGGGUCUACACAAAGAAGCCAGGAGCACCGCCAGACUUUGACGAUGGACUUAUUCUCAGAAAGGGCGUCAGUGUGGAACACGUUUGCCACGCCAUCCAUCGCACACUGGCGGCGCAAUUCAAGUACGCUCUGGUUUGGGGCACCUCCACCAAGUACUCUCCACAGCGCGUCGGCAUAUCGCAUGUGAUGGCCGACGAGGACGUCAUCCAGGUGGUGAAGAAGUAAUAAUUGUUGCAGCUGAAAUAUAUAUUCUAUCAUAACCGA
Drosophila bipectinata is the source of this 1258-nucleotide messenger RNA. Its product is annotated as developmentally-regulated GTP-binding protein 2. Gene Ontology annotation, molecular function: GTPase activity; GTP binding. Lineage: Eukaryota; Metazoa; Arthropoda; Insecta; Diptera; Drosophilidae. Gene Ontology annotation, biological process: cytoplasmic translation. The record is from RefSeq and is a predicted model, not a curated record. Gene Ontology annotation, cellular component: cytoplasm.